AUAAGUGCUUUUAUUUCAAACUUCAAAUCCUAACUAUUUUAAUUAAUGCUGCAAACGUCACAAAAUCGUACUGUGUGGUCAAUUACUAGCUAGCUAGUUGGAAUUAAUACGUUUGCUGUUCUCUACAAGAUCAAAGGAGACACCGUCGUUGCUAGGACACACGCCAACAUAACUAGCUAAACAGUUAAGUAAAGCUAGGAGUCUUAGGUUAGUUCUGUUACACCAUUUCAAAGGUAAUUAGCUAGCUAGCUAUAUGAAAAUAAAACGCUUCUAGUAAAAUCGUUGUAAACUCAACUAGCCUAGACAAAUGAAGACUGAGAAUCAGGAUUCAGAUCCCCUGAAAGUCAGGAUUUUGUUGUGGGCAAACUUGAGUUACAGUGAUAUGGAGGAAAUUGACCAAACAGAGUCUAUAACAGACAUUGAAAGAAUUCUAUUUCAUGCACUGAACAUUGAUGUGCCUGAGCCACGACUGGGAAUUUUACUUGAGUUAUACACAAAUAUAGUGCUGUUCUGCAGGAAGAGACAUUAUAACAGAGAGCAAACCUCAGUUCUUCUCUCCAUUGUAAAGAGUGUGCAUCAGGUCAACAUAGAAACUCCCCUUAACAACAUGGACCAGUGUUUCUCCUACUUCACAGAGCUUCUCCUUUGUCAUUCUGUCAGAAGACCUCCCUUCAGCAUCAGUCUUUUCAGUUUGGAACAAGUGACAGACAUUACAAAAUACUUUAUCAACACAUAUAUGAGACACUAUAUGUUAUACAAGUACAUAUUUACACCUCAGAUGUAUAUGGACUUAUCUUUGACUUAUACUGGAAUGCCUGAGAGUACUGAUACAGAAGAACUUGCCAGCUCUGAUAAUGGAACAAAAAAGGAUGCAGAGAGAAGAAAUGAGCAAGGCGUAGUUUCCACAGAAACGUUGACUACAGACACAGAGGGUGCAUGUAAACGAGUUAUCCAAGUUCCCCAUGCCAUUGACACGGCACACCCCUUUUUGAAACUUGGCUGAUAACAGCUUGCAUGGUCCAAAUCUUCUUUGACCCAGAAAAUCUGAUGGCUGUAUUUUCCAAAAAUUAUUUGUCAGACCACAAAAUGUACUUCCGCUGUGCUACUGUCCACCUCAGAAUAGAACGGGUUCAGAGAUUGGUGUGGUGCAACUGUACAGUGCACUUGUUCAUGGUUUCUUCUUUGCAUUGUACAUAUACACAGGAUAAUAUGUAAAAUAUCCUAUGCCAUUAGAACACCACUAGAGAUUCAUAUUCUUCAAUCCAGUGAUCGUGAGCUCCUCUCAGGGCUCAUAAGGUAGGCAUCUCUUUUUGUCGGUGUUUUGUUGAUUUAAGACCACGACACCUCCAGAAGGCUCAACAGUGGGGUCUGGCAUCCCAGCGUCACUCACCUCAAAGGUCACUUUUAAACCAAGCCAGAUCUCUGUAAACACAACGCCACUAGCAAACACAACCUGUAAAAUCCAUGAUGGCCUUCAUGGCAACUAAGGCCAUACCCAGCCCCGUUAAUGUGGCACUGUUAAUGUGCUCAGUGCCACCAGUUCCACAUGGAUUUUACUUGUUACAAUAGCAAGUAUUCUCCAACACAACAGAUCCAUCCUGGCCUCCCCAGUGACUAAAACUGGCAGCGUUAUGCUUGCUCCACAACAUUUGUUACAUCUGGAUCUACCACUUUACACAGUGACAUGACAACCUCAGCCACUCCUCUGUUCUGAUUACUCCUUCACAGCUACUCCUAAUUUUCUGGCCAUAAUAUCUGUUUACUUUCAGGGUACAACACCAUGUCCAGCCUCAGUGUAGUUAAUGUAAUACACUGAGACCUGUAGAUUUUUACCUAUGCCUACAAGCAAUAACCAAUCUCACACUUCACGCCAGCUUUAACUUUCAUCUGUGGAUUCAUCAGCAAAUGGUUUACUAAAGUAUCCUUGAACCCAUGCCCUAAGAUCCAUUACAGAUGCAAGGUGAUUGUGAAGGCAUUUGAGAUCUGCAAUCACAAACAUUCAUGUUGUUUUUGGCCUUGACCUUUAUGCACAAGAUUUGAGCAGACUCCUUGGACCUUUUAAUUGUAUUGUGUACUGCAGAGGGCGAUAUGUCUAAAAUCCUGCAAGUUUGUCUUUUUGGGAGCAUUGUUAUUAAAGUGCUGGUUAUUCACUGAUCUAUUUGUUGGCAAAUUGGCAAGCCUCAGCCCAUGUUUGCUCUUUAAGAACUAGGCCUUUCUUGGAGACUCCUUUUAUACUACAGCACAGUUGUCCACCUGUUUCAAAUCACCUUGUUACAUGGUUAUUAGCCCUAAAUUGCCCAAUUCAAAUUUUUUUGGCUUAGUUAUAGGUAUCUUAAUAAACAUGAGUUUAUUAAAA
This is a messenger RNA of Electrophorus electricus (electric eel), 2356 nucleotides long. Lineage: Eukaryota; Metazoa; Chordata; Actinopteri; Gymnotiformes; Gymnotidae. The record is from RefSeq and is a predicted model, not a curated record.